UCCCUCUUGGCUCAUUCAUCCAGAGGACCGGACGUCUAUCAGCACAAUGCCAGGCAAACCUGCGCCCAUCAAGAAGUCCCCGGCCAAGAAGGCUGCCAACAAGAAGCCCGAGCCGGCCCCGGAGUCUGAGCCGCCCCCCGUAGAAGCUGCACCUGUGGACGCUCCACCUGCGGAAGCUGCACCUGCGGAUGCACCACCUGCAGAAACUGGCCCCGUGGAAGCCGGUCCGGCUGAGGGAGAAGCAGCCCCCGCUGCCGAGGGACUAGCAGCCCCAGCAGUGGACCUCCUCAAUGCUGAAGGAGUCACCCCAGCUGUUCCGGCAGAAGCUGCUUUAAUGGAAGAGCCGCCAAAGGCUCCCACACCCCCACCUCCUGCAGUCCCCACCAGCGCUCCUCUGGACGUUUCCGUGGAGGAUGUGAACGACUCCAGCCUCACCGUUAAAUGGAAAACGCCCGGGACCAUCGGAGACUCCGGAUUGGACGGAUACCUCGUUGAGUACCGCAAGGAUGGAACAACAGACUGGGUUGUUGCUCAAGAGGAGCUGAGCCAAAACAACCUGUACUGCAUCAAGAAUCUCACCUCCUGUGACGUGCUGCACUUACGCGUGGUGGCUGUAAACCGCGGCGGUCGCAGCGAACCCGGUUCCCUCGCUGAGCCGGUGCUCAUCCGAGAGAUUGGUGAGCGUCCAAAGAUCCGCGUUCCUCGCCACCUCAAAUCCUGCUUUAUCAAGCAGGUUGGAGAGCAGAUCAAUCUGGUCAUCCCUUUUCUGGGAAAACCCAAACCUGUGGUGUCCUGGCUGAAGGACGGUCAGCCUGUGGAUACGAGGGUCAAUAUAAGGAACAGUCACAAGGACAGCAUCAUAUUCAUCCGUAGUGCUCAAAGGGAGGACUCUGGUAUUUAUGAAAUGACAGUUAAAGUGGACAGCUUUGAGGACAAAGCCACCAUCGCCCUUCAAAUUGUGGACCGACCCGGCAGUCCUGCCGAUGUGAAGCUGGUGGACACCUGGGGCUUCAACGCUGCUCUUGAAUGGACCCCUCCCAAGGAUAACGGCAACACAGAGAUCACUGGAUACACCAUCCAGAAGGCCGACAGAAAGACCGGGGUAUGGUUCUCGGUUCUGGAGAACUACCACCGGCUGACUGCCACCAUCACAGACCUCAUCAUGGGCAACUCGUACUCCUUCAGGGUUUUCGCUGAGAACCAAGUGGGAGUCAGUGAGACCAGCGCUGUCACCAAGGGGGUGGCCACCAUCCAGAAGACGGGCAUUGUCUACAAGCCUCCAGAGUACCCGGAGCGGGACUACAGCGAGCCACCGAGGUUCACAACACCCCUCGCUGACCGCGCUGCCACUGUGGGAUACACCACCAAGCUGCUGUGCUCUGUCCGUGGAUGCCCCACGCCUAAGAUCGAGUGGUUGAAGAAUAAAGUGAUCAUCGGAGACGACCCCAAGUAUCGUCAGAACUCCACCCAGGGUAUCUGCUCCCUCGAGAUCCGUAAACCCUGCUGCUUCGAUGGCGGCGUGUACACCUGCAGAGCCAAGAACGAGCAGGGAGAGGCCGCGGUCUCCUGCAAGCUGCAAGUCAAACAGGUUAUUCUUCCUGUGGCUGACAAUGAGAAGGGAAAAUAACCCCCCCACCACCAAAGAGUGUUAGAACAGGCGAGAGUCUGUGCAAUGGGGUUUACAUAAAGAAGAAAAGGAAAAGAGCAACGAACCAACAUCUCCAUAUCUAUUUCCAUCACAACUCCAACUCAGAAUGCACAGAAUACCCAUUCAGCCCUACCCAUCCCAGUUUGUCAUAUGUUGUAUAUUGUUUAAUUUGGUGACAUGUAUGUAAGGAUAUAUAUUAAAAAGUCUGGCAUUGUCCAUAUAAAUAUUUACAUAUGUACCUCACAAUAAAACAGUGAAUCAUGAGACAUGGUAA
Messenger RNA from Gasterosteus aculeatus aculeatus (three-spined stickleback), 1922 nucleotides. It is a transcript of the gene mybpha, whose product is annotated as myosin binding protein Ha. Lineage: Eukaryota; Metazoa; Chordata; Actinopteri; Perciformes; Gasterosteidae. The record is from RefSeq and is a predicted model, not a curated record. Gene Ontology annotation, molecular function: protein binding.